CGCUGCCCACUAACCAUGCGCAACAGGGCAGGUGGGAGCCUAUGGAAGGAGCAGGACUUUUGGAAAGUGGAACAGACGCACUCCGGGAGUCGUAGUUCAGAACCGCUGCGCAGGCGCAGUGGCUUCCGCGGGCUUGCGCGCGCAGCCGCUGCGGGACGAGCUUCUGGAAGCUCAUUGCGGUGGCGUUGGAGCUGGCUGCGGAUGCUGGUGCAGUUUCUGCAAGACUGUAAACUGGAUCCCUGGAGUCCUUGAUGUUUUGCUGCGUAUAGUGCCUGUUAGUGGACUGUGCUGAUACUUCAAUAGUCUAAAGGGACCGGAUUCCUGCUUGUGAUUCACAAAGUGCAAGCUGU
Messenger RNA from Ictidomys tridecemlineatus (thirteen-lined ground squirrel), 350 nucleotides. It is a transcript of the gene Znf483, whose product is annotated as zinc finger protein 483. Gene Ontology annotation, molecular function: RNA polymerase II cis-regulatory region sequence-specific DNA binding; DNA-binding transcription factor activity, RNA polymerase II-specific. The record is from RefSeq and is a predicted model, not a curated record. Lineage: Eukaryota; Metazoa; Chordata; Mammalia; Rodentia; Sciuridae. Gene Ontology annotation, biological process: regulation of DNA-templated transcription.